Anguilla rostrata (American eel) is the source of this 9591-nucleotide messenger RNA. RefSeq names its product DENN/MADD domain containing 4A (gene dennd4a). Gene Ontology annotation, biological process: regulation of Rab protein signal transduction. The record is from RefSeq and is a predicted model, not a curated record. The transcript is spliced from 34 exons. Gene Ontology annotation, molecular function: protein binding. Gene Ontology annotation, cellular component: cytoplasmic vesicle. Lineage: Eukaryota; Metazoa; Chordata; Actinopteri; Anguilliformes; Anguillidae. The coding region runs from base 221 to 6079 and encodes 1952 amino acids.
GGUCCACUCCCGUCACAAGACACGGUGCGCCUAGGAUUUCCAUCACAACCAAAAUGGCGGAGUAAAGAGACGGUUGGGCAUCACGUUGAACUGGGCACGUUUUGUUGUAGUGUUUAAUUGAAUAUUAUAUUUUUAAAGAAGAAGACCAGGAUAAUGUAACUGUGCUUGGACCCGAACAUACAGACGCCGUAACAGGACACAUAUCUUGCGCGUAAGUAGAAUGAUAUCCGCCGCGCGGGGAUGGGAGAUGAUGGAAGACAAAGGCCCUCGCGUAGCGGACUACUUUGUGGUGGCCGGCCUGACGGACUCGUCCAAGCCGCUGGACGAGGAGCUCCACUUCGAUGACGUCUGCCACAAGUGGGCCAAGCCCAGGGCGCCCAUCACGGACGUGGUGGUGGUGAUGCGCUCGCUGGGGGAGGAGGUGCCGGCGGGGUACACCUGCGUGGACACCACCCCCUCCGGCCUGUCCGCAGACCUGACCGGGGGCAGCCUCAUGGGCCCCCAGAUCUUCGUCUGCUACAGGAGGGGGCGGGACAAGCCCCCGCUCACUGACCUGGGAGUGCUCUACGAGUGGAAAGAGCGACUGAAACCCGGCUGUGACAUCAUCCAGACCACGCCCUCUGGUCGCCCGGCCAACAUCAGCAGCAACUCCUCCCAGCGCAUCUAUAUCACGUACCGCCGUGCCCCUGACUCCCUGCCUCAUGCCUCGCUGGCCGUUACCGAUAUCUGCAUCAUCAUCCCAGGCAAGGGCGAGACUCCGCCCCACACCUUCUGCAGGGUGGACAAGAACCUCAACAGCAGCAUGUGGGGUUCCUCAGUCUACUUAUGCUACAAGAAGUCUGUGGCCAAAACCAACACUAUAGCCUACAAAGCAGGGCUUCUCUGCAGGCACCCUGAGGAGGACUACGAGUCAUUCCCACUGCCGGAGUCAGUGCCCCUCUUCUGCCUCCCCAUGGGAGCCACCAUCGAGUGCUGGCCUUCGCAGACCAAGUACUCCCUGCCCGUCUUCUCCACCUUCGUCCUGACUGGAGCCUCUGGGGAAAAGGUGUACGGAGCUGCUAUCCAGUUCUACGAGCCGUACCCUCAGGAGCGCCUGACGGACCGGCAGCGCUCCCAGCUGGGCCUGCUGGACGGGGAGAGGAAGGGCGGCGGCCCCAGGGCCGUGCACACCAACAAGUGCAUCUGCCUGCUCUCGCACUGGCCCUUCUUCCACGCCUUCCGGAAGUUCCUCACCUUCCUGUACCGCUACUCCAUCUCCGGCCCCCACGCGCUGCCCAUCGAGAAGCACGUCUCGCACUUCAUGCACAAGGUCCCCUUCCCCUCUUCCCAGAGGCCCCGGAUACUGGUGCAGUUGUCCCCACAUGACAGCCUGAUGCUGAGCCAGCCAGUGUCCUCACCCCUGCCCCUGAGCGGCAGCCGGUUCUCCACGCUGCUGCAGAACCUGGGCCCGCAGAACGCCGUCACCCUGCUGGUGCUGGCCGUCACCGAGCACAAGAUCCUGGUGCACUCGCUGCGGCCGGCCGUGCUGACCAGCGUGGCCGAGGCGCUGGUGUCGAUGAUCUUCCCCUUCCACUGGCCGUGCCCGUACAUCCCCUUGUGCCCGCUGGCCCUGGCCGGGGUGCUGAGCGCCCCCUGCCCCUUCAUCGUGGGGGUGGACUCCCGCUACUUCGACCUGUACGAGCCCCCUCCCGACGUCAGCUGCGUGGACCUGGACACCAACAGCAUUUCCCACACCGAAGAUAAGAGGGCCCUGACCUGGAAGAUCCUGCCCAAGAAGGCCUGCAAGAACCUGCUCAACGUCCUCAACAACCUGUACCAGCAGCUGGCCGAAGGCCAGCAGAGGCCCCGGGAGGACGGGCUGCUGGAGCUGGCCGUGAGCGAGCACUGUGACCUGGCCGGGGGGAAGAGCCUGCAGGCCCUGGAGAUGGAGAUCCAGGAGGCCUUCCUGCGCUUCAUGGCCGCCGUGCUGAAGGGCUACCGCUCCUACCUGCGGCCCAUCACCCAGGCGCCCUCCGAGAAGGCCACCGACGCCAGCUCCCUGUUCGACCUGCAAGGGUUCUUGAGGAGUCGUGACCGCUCCCACCAGAAGUUCUACUCCCUCAUGACCAAGACGCAGAUGUUCAUCCGCUUCAUCGAGGAGUGCUCCUUCGUCAGCGACAAGGACGCCAGCCUGGCCUUCUUCGACGACUGCGUUGAGAAGCUGUACAACACAGAACGAAGUGCAGACAAAGGAGGGAAGGUCGAUGGGGACCGUCCAGAGGAUACCAGGCUCAUAGAGCUGGACGAAUCGCAACGCAGCGAGCACACCGUCUUCAUCACCCCCCCAGAGCUGCCCCCGCUUCCUGAGGGAGAGGAGUAUCCGCUGUGCUACAGCUACAGCGGCUUUCCCGUGCUGAGCCACGAGCUGUUCGACCCUCAGGAAGGCCUGCGGACGCCCGCGUCCCGCCUGGCCACGCGCCACAGCUGCAGCACCAGCCCCGCCCCCAUGUUCCGCCGCACCAAGCAGGAGAUCCGAUCGUCGCAGAAGAUGGCCAAGAAGUACUCGUCCAUCCCGCAGAUGUGGUCCAAGUGCCUGCUGCGGCACUGCUACGGCCUGUGGUUCAUCUGCCUGCCCGCCUACGUGGCGGUGUGCCACUCCAAGGUGCGGGCGCUGCGCACCGCCUACGACGUGCUGCGGAGGAUGCAGGCCAAGCGGCUGCAGCCCCCCGACGAGGUGUGUUACCGCGUUCUGAUGCAGCUCUGCGGGCAGUACGGCCAGCCCGUCCUUGCGGUGCGGGUCCUGUUUGAGAUGAAGAAGGCCGGCGUCCACCCCAACGCCAUCACCUACGGCUACUACAACAAGGCUGUGUUAGAGAGCACCUGGCCCUCCAGCACCAGGGGCGGCUACUUCCUGUGGAUCAAGCUGAGGAACGUGGUUCUGGGCGUGGCCCGCUUCCGCCGGGCGCUGAGGAAGCAGCAGUCCAGCGUGGCGCUCACCCCCCUGUCAGAUGGCAGUGACCUGGACGCGGUCAGCCACGGCAGCCUGGAUAGUGCUAACGACUCUAACCCCGUGGAGCAGAGCCCCUUCGGCGCUGACUUAAUCAAAGUAGACUCCACAGACGAUAGGUCUAGCACAGGCGGCCAGUCUGAUCUGGGGUACAACUCCCUGUCCAAAGAGGAGGUGCGCCGGGGAGAGAGCAGCCCUCAGGACAGCGCCCGGGACCAGGAGGAGGACAAGAAGGAGAGCGACUCCAGCUCCUUGUCGGAGACCGAGAGCGCCAAGGGCAGCGGCGACUGCCUCCCGCAGCUGGACUUCCCAGCAGUCCGAGGCCCGUUCCAGCCCCGCGCUGGCAUCGUCCGCGGCAACUGUCCCUUCGACAACGCGGACAGCCAGGCUAAUGACGCGAGUGCAGCGCAUGCCGCUGGGCUGCUCUUCUCUUCCUUGGAGGAGCUGGGAGCGGUUGAGGGCGGCGGCCUGCGCAGGAGGCACAGGAGCGCGGUGGAGGAGGGCCGGGGUGCGGCGGACUGGCCCGGGGUCAGAGGUCGCAGUCUGAGCGGGGACGCGACGGGGCGCAGGGUCCUGGGGCUGGGGAUGACCCAGGGAGAGACGGACCCCGCCCGCAUCGCAGGGAAGCUGGGCGCCGACGCCAAGAUCCUCUGCGGAACCUUCCAGACGUCGGCGAGGCCGGGCUCUCUGAGCAGCGGCGGCGCUGGCGGGGUGGGCGUGGUCAGACCCAGCUCGCUGGACAUCGGCACGCCCAGGCGUCGCCACAGAGACAGCCGAGAAAGAGACUUCAGCGACGAGGACAAGGCCGACGCCCCCGCCAUCUUCGACCUGGAGGACCUGGACGCGGAGGCGGGCGAGGGGCAGGGGGCGGGGCGGGGGGCGGCGGGCAGGCGCAGGAGAGGGGUGGAGCGCAGCGUGAGCGUCGGCAGCUUCGGCGGGCAGGCGGCGAGGCGGACGGGCAUCGAGACGGGCUUCGACCCGCUCUCCCUGCUGGCGGCCCAGACGGAGCGGCGGCAGGAGGAGGCGGAGCCCGAGCGGGAGGGCGGGCCGCUCACGCCCCGCCGCGACCUGGCCGAGGAGAUCGAGAUGUACAUGAACAACAUGGGCAGCCCCCUGAGCAGCCGCGCCCCCAGCAUGGACCUGCAGGAGCCCGCCAGCCCCGCCCUGCAGGCCACGCCCACGUCCCGCCGCCCCAGCCUGCCCCACAGCUCGCCCCGGCCCGCCGGCCUCCCGCGCUCCCGCACCUACCACUCCCGCCCCCGCCCCCGCCUCUGGUCCUCCCCCACCUUCUCCCAGGGCAGCCCCCGCCGCGAGCAGGAGUCCGCCGUGGACCUGCCCUCCCCGUCCUCCUUCGCCAUCGACUCCCUCCUCACCCCCACGCUGGACGUCUUCAAGAGCAGCGUGGUUUCUGCCGGGAAGGGCGUGGCAGAGAAGGCCAGCCGCUGGUAUUCGCGGUUCGCCACCUACACCACGCCCUCUAAGGAUGCGAACUCGGACCGGGCCAGCGUGUCCUCUCUGGGCACGGGGGACCCAGACUGCUCCUCCCUGCUGGAUGAGGAGCCCUGCCUGGACCCCUCCAGCCCCACCUCUCCCCAGCGCAACGGCAUCAUGGGUCCCAAACGGAGCCCCCUCCGGAGCAGUCAGGAGAGUCCCACCCUGCCCCCCGGCCCAGGGCGCCCACGCCUGCUCUCAGGCUUUGCGGCCUCCCCCUCCUGCUCCCCCCAGCUGGACAAGCCCGAUCUGAGCUCCUCCCGCUGCUCCAGCAGCACCAGCAGCAGCAGCGCCUUCCAUAACUACGCCAUGGAGGUGCUGAUCUCCAGCUGCUCGCGCUGUAAGACCUGCGACUGUCUGGUGUACGACGAGGAGAUCAUGGCUGGCUGGACCGCAGACGACUCCAACCUCAACACCACCUGCCCCUUCUGCGGAAACCCCUUCCUGCCCUUCCUCAAUGUGGAGAUCAGAGACCUGAGAGGACCUGGCAGGUACUUCCUGAAGAGCAGUCCAUCUGCUGAAGAGGCGGGCUCGUCAUCAUUCUUCAUGCCCACCGGGCUGGGCACUGGCACGUCUACGCUGACCACACCCUGCCCCAACACAGCUUUCUCCCCAUCCUCCCCUACGAUCACCGUGCAGGAGUGUUCCGGAAACAGCCGGAAUGGCUGCCCCCCACCCCACAGCAUCGAGAUCGCCAUGGCGCGUCAUCCGGCUGGCCUCUCCACACCAGCCCCGCUGGCCCGCAGCGUCAGCACCUGUGGCCCCGUGGAGGAGCCCCCGAGGCCCUGUCACCGCGUCCCCACGGGGAGCCUGCCCAGCCGCCUCAACGACCACGUGGGUCCUCUGGACAUGGAGUGGCGCCUGCACACCCCUGAGCCAGUGACCGUGCCCUACCUGAGCCCGCUGGUCCUGUGGAAGGAGCUGGAGAGCCUGCUGGAGAACGAGGGCGACCAGGCCAUCACCGCCUGCAGCAUUGUGGACCAGCACCCCAUCGUCUUCUGGAACCUGGUCUGGUUCUUCCGUCGGCUGGACCUGCCCAGCAACCUGCCCGGCCUCAUCCUCACCUCAAAACACUGCAACCACGACACCAAGGUUCCUCGCCACUGGAUGUCAGAAGACAGCAAGCACGUGUUGAUCCAGAGGCUUUGGGAUAACCUGAAGCUGCAGCAGGACCCCAUCCAGCCCCUCUACAUCCUGUGGAACACUCGCAGUCUAAAUUACACUCUUAUAACAGAGAGCCAGAGCUCAGCGGCCCUGCAGCGGCUGCAGGAGGAGGAGGGCCCGUUUGGGGAGGAGGUCCUGCAGAGCGUGGUGAAGAGCAUCCAGAAGAACGACGUGUACGGGCCCAUGAGCCAGGUCCUGCAGCUGCUCGGAGACUCACUGGGCGUCCGGAGGCAGAGGAGUUUAUACCGAGACAUCCUGUUCCUGUCCCUGGUGGCCCUGGGCAAAGACAACAUCGAUAUCGACGCCUUUGACCGGGAAUACAAGUCGGCGUACGACCGCCUGACGCCCAACCAGGUCAAGCUGACGCACAACUGCGACCGUCCGCCCAGCGCCGGCGUCAUGGAGUGCCGCAGGACGUUUGGGGAGCCCCACCUCUGAACCCCACCUUUGAACCCCACCCAGCCGCUCCUGUCCUGCCCCUGGGCUCCACGCACAACAGAGAGAACAGAUCUGCUGUGUGAGAAGCAGGACUCCACUCUAGUUUUCUAUCACUGCCCUGGACCCCCACGCCCCCCCCCUCCCGCAGCCACUCCCACAACUCCCUCUGUCCACGCCCAUAAUUCCCAUAUUAUGCCCAUCUGCCCACACCCUUUCCCAUGACAGCCAUGUUGACACAUACUCCUCUAACACCCCUCUCUAUACCUCUCCCACUACACUUCAGGCCACGCCUACUUCUGUGACAUCCUUUCACCACACCCAAUCGCCUGAGAAGGGAGGUGGGGGACUGCUAAAAGGGAGUAACCCUGCAUUUCCCCCGGAAGUGCACCUGGAAUCCUGCUUCUUUCAAAAGCAGUGCCUGACGUUUCCCAAACACUAUAUUCCAGACAUGAAAAAGUAAAGGAGUAGGAUUAACUCUCGUAUUAUAUGAGGUAUUACAGGAAGCCUUCGUAACUAAGGUCCUGUUUGUGUUGCAUACAAUGCAGAUGUACUUGUAUAUACAAUGUUAGACACUUUUAUGAAAAAAUAUAUCACAGUUUAUAUAUGAUGAGUAAUACUGGCAAUAUUUGACUUAACGUGGAAUCUAUUUAUACAAACUUACAUUAUACAUUAUACACCAUUUAUUUCUAUGGCAUGUUUAGUCGGCUGUUUCGCUGACUGUUUCCCAUCUCCCCCUGGGUCUGUGUGGACUGGUGCAGAAGUGUCUUUUUGGUGAGGUCCACAUGGCAGCUCGCUGUCCUGGUCCUCGCCUGACUCCUCAGCUUUACAGUAUGUGAUCACUGACCAGGUGACCCCACCCCUCUCCCCCCAAAAUGCGUCCUUUCUGUCACAAUGUUUCCGAACACACACACACACACAUAUAUAUUUGAAGUAUACGACAGAUCUGACUGGGUAUUAUUUUAUGAGCAUGAUAAUAAUUUGUCAAACAUUGAGAGACCUCACACAUGCAAAUUUGGACCAGUGUGGUCAGUGUAGCCACAGAGCCCCUAACCCAGCGCAGUGGUGUUAAGGUUUCGCCCCUCAGUGUUUAUGCCACGCCCCCAUUAUACAUUGCGCAGGUCACUGAAGCACAUCCCGGAAACCAUCAGUACAUGUCUGUGAACUCUGACAGAGCAGCCGUGAGCCCUUGUGCAAGAGCACCAGCUUCACGCAGAGCACCACGCGGUCUGCCUGUUUGAGCCAAUCAGCGUACGACUUCUGCCCCUAAUCUGCCUCACAGCCGUUCACUUAUCCAUCAGUUAGGGUGUCAGAACCCCUGUCCUGGGUUUAAAUGCUUUUAAAAUUGAACUGCCAUUCCUCUAGAAAAGAAAACAUCUGACCGCAAAAUAUUUCAGAUAGAUCAUUUUACUGUUUUAUUCCUUGGAUGCAUCUACUUCGAAGAUUCUUCUCAUUUUUUAGCUACGUAUCAGUCUGCUUUCAUUUCUGUUUCUAUUCGCAAUGUUAGAAAACCAAAAAUCAAUCAUCCAAAAAUGGUACAGUUAUAAAUAUACAGUAUGUGUAUGUAAAAAUGUAUAUUUUAUCAGAACUUUUAAAACAGGCUGUUGUUAAUGAGCUAAACUUAUAAAAGCAAUGUUGACUUAAAGACAGUGUGGUCUUGUACAGGAUAGCAAUAGUUUCUAUGUCAGGUCCUUAGGUCUUUGUUAUUUCUUUGUGUCUACAUAUUUGCUAUGUGAAUUAAGAGCAACCUGUACUGUGUGUUUGUAAAUAAGACCCACUCUGUCAAGAUGUCAUGAACACAGAAGUGUGUAUAACUGGAACUAAGUACAGGGCCCCUCAUACAUUAUCAGACACACGGUUGGAGCUGUUCUUUACUAUGGUACGUAGGAGGUGCACUUUUUGUAACGGUCUUAAAAUGUUGUAAUGUGCUGUACACACAGUGGAAGGAUACGAGUCUGCUGCGUCUCAUGCUUGUGAGAGAGAGGAUCGGUACGGUAUCGGGUUAGCAGGUACAGGCUGUCCCCACUGACAUCAGCAGGUGUAUCUGCCCUGCUCUGUUGCAUAAGGAACUUCCUCUAGUGCUGUGUUCCUCUCUUACCACCUGUCUUGGAAAUACCUACAUGAAAUCACUGGCAUACAAGACCAAUUUUUUGCUCAUGUACAAUACUUGGUACCUUCUACUUCUAAUGCUUUAUGUAUUUUCUCUAUAGAUGAAUGUAUUUAUAUAUAUAUAUAUAUAUAUAUAUAUAUAUAUAUAUAUAUAUAUAUAUAUAUACAUAUAAAUACAGUAUACAGAUAUUUACAAGUGUUCAGAAUCUUUUUAUAUAUUACCUUCAGUGUGGUUGUAUAAUAGCACAGCUUCAUUUUCAGUGGCACAUGUAGUAACACAAUGGUCUAAAAUAACUGCCUACUAAUGAAUGCAUCAGGGUUCUAACAGGAUGAAUGCUGAGCAGGAGUGCUGCCUGCCAUGGGAGCAGGAGUGAAAGUGAUUUUGUGUACAGGCGCUGUACAGUCUUGAAUAUUCAUUGUGCAUCGCUAACACACUCGCGCAGGCGGAGCACACGUUUGCCCGGAGUGGUUCCUUCAGUGUGCUUUCAGGCAGGCGGGGUAGGAGCAAGCAAACGCUGCUAUUCAUUUUAUUUGACAUUUUACUCAACGUUGUCUGUUUACACUAUUUAACAGAAAUCCAACUGUUGUUUGGCAGGGAAUGCUUUUGAAUUGGCAAUUAGGCUGUUACCAAUACCAGUUAAGAAGGUUUAACACUUUUGUACUGACGUCAGGAGAUCUGUGGUAAAGUUUUUGGUCAUCAUACGUAUUUUAAUAUCUUAUAGGUGCAUAUACAUAUAUGUUGAACAAUAUGAAGUCAGAUUUGAGAUUGCCCUCUAUUUGGCCUGUGAAUGGUAAAUCGGGGCACGGCAUUGGUGUGGCUGUGUCCGAGUUCAUCUCUGCGGAUGAUUUUACUGUGAGGCGCUGUCAUGGCUGCUAGAGGAGGGCUUUUCCCAAGAGGUGUCCAAUGAGAGUUGUCUACAUCACUGAUGUACAGCAGAGGUCACCAGGCCCCAAGCUCAGAUGUGCUAUGCAAUUGUGCUGAAGAUGUUUUUUUUUUAAUUUUUUUAAAUGUGAAACAAUUCUUAAUAUGUUACAACUUGAACUGUUUUUCCCAGCCCAACCAAGGACACAUGGUAUUUAGCACCAGCCGGACAAAAAAAGUAUUUUACCUCAAAAGCUUCUGUUAUAUACAGCAGCUGAGUGAUCAAUCUCUGAUGAGAAGCUGUACAAGUAAAACAAUUCAAUUGUUUUAGGUCAGAUUGUACUGUUCCAUGUCUUUGUAAACAUUUGACCUGCCCUUGUCCAGCGGUUCGCAAAGUACCAUUUUCUUGUCUAAAUGUCCGUAGUGUUUACAGAACUGUGUACGAACAGUGGGUCUCGAGUCUGGUGAUGAAAAUGUGUCUUCGACUGGAUCUACAGGGUCGUCUUUUAAACUGUAAAUAAACUCGCUCAUAAUGCGGAUGACA